AGGUAAUUAAUCUCUACGCUUCUCUCUCUGCAAUUACUCCUUGAGAGCAUCUCUCUCUAGAACAUUGAGUAUUGCUGACUUGAGCGUUGGAGUGUUUUCCCCGAGGAAACAUCCUCGGGAUUUUCAGGUGUAGAAGCAGCUGAGGACUUCAACAGUGUUGGAUUGUGAAGCUGCCGAAACAUUGGCGCCGUCUGUGGGAAACCUGAACAAAAAGUUGCGUAGCUUAACCUUCCGAAAGACAAAAUGGUUCGGACUUUUACAGGAGAUCGCCCCCCAAGAACUGGGGUGGACGAACAGGAGGACACUCAGUUAUCUGAGCCCGGUUUGAAUGACUUUAGGCCAAUGCCGAGAAACCUUUUCGUUGGGGGAGCUGAACAGGAUCACCUCAGUGAAACAGAUGACGAAAGAACACCAACGGGGUAUGCAACCCAGCCUGAACAGUUCCAAGUUCCAGCGGGAGCAAGACAAAGACCUUCUAGACCGCGCAACUUACAGCAUGAACGACCUGAAAGGUCAGCAGAACCUGCUCGGACAGCCGAGCUCGAAGAGAGAACCCGAGUUCUCGAAAUGGCAAUGGGUAAAAUCCUAGCCCGUCUGAUUCCUGAUGACCCCCUGAUUCCUUUGUUGAACAGGGAUACACAACCAGCUGCGGUUGUUGCAACGAGAAAUUCCCCCGCUCUAAGCAACAUAAUAGUACCGACCAGGCCGAGGGGAAGGGGGAAGCUGAAUAUCGAGCCCAGCUCGUCUAAACAUAGUGAAGAACUGAUGCGAAAAAACGCAGACCUGGAGAGGCAGUUACAAGACGUACAAAAGUCUAUUGACGAGCUGAAAAGUCCCAGGUCGCAUCAACAGACUCUGGAUUUAGAUAGCGCCCCGCUAAACUUAUCCGUCACAGCAGAGCCGUACCAAGAGGGAUUCAAAAUCCCCCACUUAGAGACGUACGACGGCUCGGGUGACCCGGAUGAACAUUUGCACACCUACCAGGCCAUCAUGAGAAUCCAAAAUGCUAACGAUGCCAUGAUGUGCAAGGUAUUCCCGGCAACCCUGAAGUCAACAGCCAGAAGAUGGUACCAUAAACUCCCCAGACAUUCUAUAGAUUCCUACUCCCAGCUCGCCAAGCUGUUCUCCAACAAAUUCGCAAGCCAAAGGGAGAUUAAACGCACAGCUACCGAGCUAAUGCAAGUUCACCAGAAAGAGGGGGAAUCUUUGAGGGACUACAUGCAGCGAUUUAACAAAGCUACUUUAGAUAUCGAUAACGUCCCUGAUACCAUCUGCUUGUCUGCCCUGCUGCACGGUCUGAAACGUGGCAGGUUCUUAGAUGACCUACUGGAAAAUCCACCAAAGACGUGGAAUGAAGUCAAUGACAGGUCAGCUAGCUUUAUACUGUCGGAGGACUUUCAGUCGUCGAAGCGACGAGCUGAUGACAAACAAAGCAAAGGCCAGGAACAGAUACCAAGAAGAGAGGAUAGGAAAAAACAAAAAGUCAAUGAGCCGUGGGGGAAGCCAGCUGAAUUCCCAAAAUAUGCUAACUACGUCCCUCUGACCUUGCCAAGAUCUCAAAUCCUGGCACAAAUCCAACACUGGAUUAGAAGGCCCCCACCCCCGUUGCACGAUUCCCCGAGAGCAGACAAGAGCAAGCAUUGUGACUAUCAUCGUGUAUACGGUCACAACACCGAAGACUGCCAACACUUAAAGGACGAGAUGGAGUUCUUGGCUCGCACUGGGAAAUUAGAGGGAUAUGGGCAGAGGUACCAGCUCGGUAACACACAGGGCGUGUAUCCAGACAACCAAUAUCCUUCUGAGCAAGGUAGAACGUACAGGGGCCGCCAAUUCAAUAGGCGAGGCCAAGGUCAGGGACCUGUCACUCAAAACCAGAAAGAUAGGAGAGGAGUCGGGUGCAGUGCGAUACCCCCGCCGUCUGGCACGAUCAACAUGAUCUCUGGUGGUAUGCACUCAGGGGGCCAAAGUGCCCGGGCACGCAAGGCAUACGCCCGACAGGUGAUGACGGUUAACAAAAACAGGCCUCUGAAGCGACCAUUCGAGGAGGCGGAGUGGGAGAGCGCACCCAUUACAUUCAGCCCGGCAGAUUACAAGCGACCAGAUGGAGAGCCCGACGUCAUGAUGCCACAUGCGGAUCCUUUUGUGGCAACGGUUCAUAUAGGCAACCAUAAUGUCAAUAAGGUCUUCGUCGAUACGGGUAGCUCACCAGAUAUCCUGUACUGGAGUUGCUUCCAGAAAAUGCAGCUAAAUCCCAGCUCGCUGCAAAAGCACGAAGGGCCUAUAUAUGGGUUUGACAAUCAGCCCGUGCCGGUUGAAGGAGUAAUUACCCUUCCCAUCUAUGUGGGCUCGGAACCAAGAUUCAGAAUGGCUUCUGUCACCUUCCUGGUCGUCAAGAUGGAGUCAACUUUCAACGCUAUAUUAGGAAGAGCCACUCUCUGCGAGCUGAAGGCUGUCAUAUCACAACCCCAUCUUUGUAUGAAAUUCCCAACCCCUCAGGGGGUAGGAGUACUCAAAGGAAAUCAAAAGAUGGCCAGAGCGUGUUAUCAAGACACAUUUAAGAAAGUGGAGCUCGCCGUAGCCCUGAGAGGCGCAGAAAAUAGUCAACCGACUCAGCCCGGUCAGCAGACAAUGAGCAUAUCGGACAUUGAGCAUAGACCCGAGGGAGUCGAGCAGAAAGCAGAGCCGGUAGAGCCAGUCGAAACCGUUCCUUUAAACCCUGAUGUGCCGGAAAGAGCAGUCAAGAUCGGCACCAAGCUCACAAAAGAAGAACGAGCAGAGCUCCUGGAGUUUUUGAGGAUCAAUCAAGAUGUGUUCGCAUGGACUACUGACGAAAUGCCUGGCAUCCCAGCGGAGCUGACAGUCCACAAACUCAGCACGGACCCCACCAGAAGGCCAGUGGUGCAGAAACGUCGCCUUUUGGGCCCGGAGAAGCAGGCUGCCAUAGACGAAGAGAUACGGAAGUUGCUACAAGCGGGUUUCAUCAGGAGAGUGGAGUACUCCGAGUGGGUAUCCAACCCCGUGCUCGUCAAAAAGCCAAAUGGCAAGUGGAGGAUGUGUAUUGACUUCACUAACCUCAAUGACGCAUGUCCAAAAGACCCUCAUCCUUUGCCAAAUGUGGAGAAAUUAGUGGAGCGGGCAGCUGGGCAUGAACGGAUGAGUUUUCUUGACGCCAGCUCGGGCUAUCACCAGGUUCAAUUGCUAUUGAACGACCAGGAGAAGACAGCUUUUUACGCUGGGGAUGCAAUCUACUGUUAUGUCAUGAUGCCAUUCGGCCUCAAAAAUGCUGGAGCAACAUACCAGAAGCUGGUGCAAAUCAUCUUUAAGCUCCAGAUCGGCAAAAACAUAGAGGUAUAUGUGGAUGACAUGAUAGUCACCAGUAUACGAGCUGAGGAUCACAUAGGCGACCUGGAUGAAACUUUUCAAAACCUGCGCCGAGCCCAAAUGAAGUUGAACCCUUUGAAAUGCACGUUUGCUGUGGAAUCAGGGAAAUUCCUAGGAUACGUGGUAUCCAAGAAAGGGAUUGAAGUAAACCCAGAGAAGGUCCAGGCCGUUCAGCAGAUGGAGCCACCCAAGACCGUGAAAGACGUACAGCGUCUGACAGGUCGGGUAGCUGCGUUGCACAGGUUUAUAGCCAGAUUGGCAGAAAAAUGCCUUCCAUCCUUCAAAGCUCUGAGGGAGCCUAAGAACUUCCACUGGACUGUUGAAUGUCGACAGGCGUUUGACGAGCUCAAACAGUACUUAGCAUCCCCCCCUUUGCUGUCCAAACCUGUCGAUGGGGAGUGUUUAUAUCUUUAUCUGGGGGUCACCGAAGAAGCAGUGAGUUCAGUGCUACUGAGGGAAGAGAACAAGAAUCAGAAACCUAUCUGCUAUGUGAGCAGGGUGUUACAAGGUGCCGAGCUGAACUACCCGCUAACGGAAAAGGCUGCUUUUGCUUUAGUCUGCACAGCUCGUAAGCUGAGGGCUUAUUUUCAAUCGCAUCAGAUUGUCGUCUAUAUUGAUUUCCCGCUAAGAAAAAUAUUACAGAAGCCAGAACUCUCUGGUCGGCUCAUCGGAUGGAGUGUCGAGCUGAGUGAGUACGACCUGAAAUUUCAGCCACGCACAACUAUAAAAGGCCAAGCUGUAGCAGACUUCUUGGUCGAAUGUGUCCCGGCAGCUGUGAAGGAAAAGGCACCUGAACACCCAGUUUGGGUUUUAUAUGUAGAUGGGGCGGCUAAUGUCGAAGGAUCGGGUGUUGGAGCGGUGUUAUUAGGUCCUGACGGCUUUAAGACCGAGCACUCGCUAAGGUUUAAAUUUCAGACGACCAACAACGCUGCAGAAUAUGAAGCCCUCAUCUACGGACUGAAGUUGGCGUCCGAGCUGAAGGUUCAAAACAUUCAGGUUUUCAGCGACUCUCAGCUCGUUGUGGGCCAGGUAAAUGGUAGUUGUGACAUCAGGGAUCCCCAGCUCGGUCGUUAUGCCUCCGUGGUCAACAGAUUGAAAUCGACAUUUGUUCUUUUCCAAAUUGAUAAAAUAUCAAGAGCGGAUAACCACCGAGCUGACGAGUUGUCAAAGCUGGCUUCCUCGCGAGACCUUAGCCCUCACAGAUCGACAAUUGUCGAGACGCUUGACACCCCGAGCUACGCCGAUUCCAUAGUCGAAUGCCAGCUGCUGAGCACAGACCCCUCUGCACCGAGCUGGACCACCCCGCUCAUAAAUUAUUUGCAGAAUGGUGAGCUACCUGAAGACCAGGCCGCUGCAAAAUUGAUUAAGCGCAGGGCGGCACAUUUCACAUUGUUAAAUAACCAGCUCUAUAAACGAGCAGCCUCAAUGCCCCUGCUACGCUGCCUUACUCCUUAUGAAGCCGAAUACGCCGUCAGAGAAGUUCAUGAAGGAGUAUGUGGCACACACAUAGGCGGUAGGACUCUAGCUCGGAAGCUCCUGAGGCAUGGAUAUUACUGGCCAACCAUGGUUGAAGAUGCGCAGAGCUAUGUAAAAAAAUGCCCGACCUGCCAGUUCAAUGCUGAUGAUAUUCACAUGCCAGGGGAAAUGAUAUCAUCUCUUACAUCCCCCUGGCCCUUUGCUCAAUGGGGUGUCGACCUGCUCGGCCCUUUCAUCAAAGGCAAAGGAGGCUGCACCUUCCUGGUCGUUGCAGUGGAUUACUUCACUAAAUGGAUAGAAGCCAAACCAUUGUCCACGAUAACGGAAAGGAAAAUAGAAGAAUUCUUUUUCAAUUCAAUAUUGUGCAUGUUCAGCAUACCUAAGAGGAUUAUUGUCGACAAUGGGCCACAGUUCCGAGCAGCAGCACUGAGGUCGUUCUGUGACGACUAUGGCAUUGAGCUUUCGUUGACGUCUGUAUACACCCCGCGGUCAAACGGACAGGCUGAGUCCGCCAAUAAGAUAGUUUUGCGAGGUCUCAAGACACGUGUUAUAUCCGCAUGUUCUAACUGGGUUGACGAGCUCAAUAAAGUUCUUUGGUCAUGUCGCACAACGCCCAGCUCGGCUACGGGUGAAACCCCGUUCAGCCUGGCCUAUGGAGCUGAGGCCGUCGUCCCUGUCGAGGUCGGGCUGCCGUCUGCUAGAUCAUGUCAUAAUGACGACCAGAAUAAUGGGCAACUCAUAAGAGAAAACCUAGACCUAGUGGAGGAAGUCAGAGAAAUGGCUCGAAUUAGAAACAUGGCACACCAAGGCAGUGUUGCAAGAUUCUACAAUAGAAGUGUCCGAGCUCGUCAGUUUCAGGUUGGCGAUCUGGUAUUACGUAAGGCUGGAUUAACUAACACAUACUCCCAUUUGGGCAAGCUCGCUCCUAAUUGGGAAGGUCCAUACAUGGUUGCUCAGGUUAACCGACCUGGCUCUUACGUAUUAGCAGAUAUGAACGGGCGCCAGUUACCGUUCACAUGGAACGUUCAGAACCUUAGAAAAUUUUACAGUUGAUUUGUAUUAUCGUGGAAAAUUUGCAUAAUGUAUGAGCAAGUAUUGGAAAUAGU
Molecule: messenger RNA, 5963 nt
Organism: Rubroshorea leprosula
Lineage: Eukaryota; Viridiplantae; Streptophyta; Magnoliopsida; Malvales; Dipterocarpaceae
Source: the annotation of a GenBank genome assembly